This is a messenger RNA of Theobroma umbraticum, 1045 nucleotides long. It is a transcript of the gene MORF9, whose product is annotated as plastid developmental protein DAG. The record is from RefSeq and is a predicted model, not a curated record. Gene Ontology annotation, biological process: cytidine to uridine editing; chloroplast RNA modification. Gene Ontology annotation, cellular component: chloroplast. NCBI's taxonomy places the organism in Eukaryota, Viridiplantae, Streptophyta, Magnoliopsida, Malvales, Malvaceae.
UUUACUCCUAAUUUGUAUUCAUCAAUUCAGAAAAUAUCAGUCUAAUCUCUUCUCCUCACUCUCUCUCUUACGCUUCCAAUGGCAACUCUCUUGAACCCUUCUUCUCUGCUUCUGCCGCCCAAACCCUUCCUUUCAACUCGUCUCCAACCCACCCCACCUCUUUCUCUCCGAGUCAACUCGCUGACUCAUCACCUUCCUUCAACAUCAGCUCGUCUUCCUCGUUUCGUCAAAGCUGCAGCACUCGACAGUGACUAUUCACCCAAGAGGAGCAGCAGCAAUGAGCCGAGGGAAACGAUAAUGUUGCCUGGAUGUGAUUAUAACCAUUGGCUUAUUGUUAUGGAGUUCCCUAAAGACCCUGCUCCUACAAGAGAGCAAAUGAUUGAGACAUAUCUUAACACUCUUGCUACUGUCCUUGGCAGCAUGGAAGAAGCAAAGAAGAACAUGUAUGCUUUUAGCACCACUACAUAUACAGGGUUCCAAUGUACUGUAUCAGAAGAAACCUCUGAAAAGUUUAAGGGAUUGCCUGGAGUUCUGUGGGUGCUGCCUGAUUCCUACAUAGAUGUCAAAAAUAAAGAUUAUGGAGGCGAUAAAUAUAUCAAUGGUGAAAUAAUUCCCUGCAAAUACCCUACUUAUCAACCCAAGCCAAGAAAAGAAUCAAAAUAUGUGAACAGAAGAUAUGAAAGACGAAAAGAUGGUCCACCUGCUGGAAAGUUCAGACCAAAGCAAGCAGCAAAUCAGUCAGAAUCAUCACCUUGACAAGUUAAUAAAUGUUUCACCGCAAGGACGAUUGACACUUGGCAAGCUGAUAUCACUACUCUGCAUGUUAUUGGAACACUUGUUCUGGGGUAGCAUAUAUCUGUUCUAUAAAUUUUCCCUUGUAAAGCCUUUGUAGUAGUUUUAUGCGAACAGAAUUAGACCUAUAUGAUUUUAUUAUUUAAAACAUUGUUGAUUGAGAAGUAUAUUAGCAAACAUGUUAUCUUUUUCCAUGUAACUUUGAGCUAUAUGGAUGCAGUUGACCUUUUGGUAAUCAGAUGGGUUUUGGUUA